Messenger RNA from Sinocyclocheilus rhinocerous, 1295 nucleotides. RefSeq names its product interleukin 1, beta (gene il1b). NCBI's taxonomy places the organism in Eukaryota, Metazoa, Chordata, Actinopteri, Cypriniformes, Cyprinidae. The coding region runs from base 180 to 1022 and encodes 280 amino acids. Gene Ontology annotation, biological process: regulation of non-canonical NF-kappaB signal transduction; neutrophil activation; inflammatory response. The record is from RefSeq and is a predicted model, not a curated record. Gene Ontology annotation, molecular function: cytokine activity. The transcript has 7 exons.
UUCUACUCCUUUGUUGGUAUGGAUUACGCGCUCCUCUGACAGGGGAAGUUCCCUGAUGGAGGACAUAAAAGCACACUUCCACCGUCACAAACACAUUCAACCGAAGACUCUCACGAGAGAAACAACGAUUUAAUCAGCUCAGUAACUCCAGAGAGGGAACUGAACUAAACGACAGAACGAUGGCAUACCAUGGAUAUGAAUAUAUUUUGGAUUCGGCGGAUGCAUUCAAAACAGACAGUGCAAUUUACUCUGACAGUGCUGACUCUGAUGAACUGGACUGCCCAGAUCAGGUCAUGAGUUGCCAAUGCCACAUGCAUGAAGACAUCAAAGUGGAACUGUCGCCGCAUCCUCACAGCAUGAGGCAGGUGGUGAACAUCAUCAUUGCUGUGGAAAGGUUGAAGCACAUCAAAGGAAUGUCUUCUGGCAAGUUUUGUGAAGAUGCGCUGCUCAACUUCAUCUUGGAGAAUGUGAUCGAAGAGCGUCUGGCGAAGCCGCUUAAUGUAACACCAACUUACUGUAAGACCAGCCGGACCUUGCAGUGCACCGUUUGCGAUAAGUACAAAAAGACUCUAGUCCAGAGCAACAAACUAGGCAGCGAACCUCUUCAUUUGAAGGCUGUGACGCUGAGUGCUGAAGCAAUUCAAUACAAAGUUCGAUUCAGUAUGUCAACGUACGUAUCGAGUGCCCCACAAAAGGACGCCCAGCCUGUGUGCCUGGGAAUUUCCAACAGCAACCUCUACCUUGCUUGUACCCAGUCGGGUGGUUCUUCCCCCGACCUGCUCUUGAAGGAGGUCAGUGGCCCUCUGAACACGAUUAAAGCCGGUGACCCGAAUGGGUACGACAGCCUCCUCUUCUACAGGAAAGAGACCGGCACGGCUUACAACAGUUUUGAAUCCGUUAAAUAUCCUGGAUGGUUUAUUACCACAGCUUUUGAUGAUUGGGAGAAGGUGGAAAUGUACCAGGUGCCAACUAACCGAACCACAAACUUCACACUUGAGGAUCAACAACUACUCCCGAGUUAAGAAUCAGAUUUGAUCCAUAAACACAUUUCCAGAGAAUAUGUACCAUGUACAGUUUAUAAUCUGGAUUUAUUCAGCGUUACAAACCUGUAUAAGUUGAUGUAUCGAUCUGUUGUUGUUGUUGUUCUUUCCACUAUAUGUGUAAGGUUUGUGUUGGGGUUGGUAAAUUCAUGUUGAAUUCUUUAAGUACGAACAUUUGCCUAUGUGCUAUAUUUAAUUUUUUUUAUUAUGUUUAAUAUUUAUUUUAAAUUAUUUUGAAAUCAGACUUAUUUUACA